Pomacea canaliculata is the source of this 782-nucleotide messenger RNA. RefSeq lists its product as uncharacterized. Lineage: Eukaryota; Metazoa; Mollusca; Gastropoda; Architaenioglossa; Ampullariidae. The transcript has 5 exons. The record is from RefSeq and is a predicted model, not a curated record. Bases 181 to 519 code for a protein of 112 amino acids.
UGAUCCAGCUGCAGACUACAUAAUAAUUUACAAAGUGUCACGAGGUAUUGGCAACCGCUAAUUACAACGACUUUCACCGCAAGUAUAUAUUGCUCACAGUCCGUUAUGUUUACCUCACACAGUAGUCUCCCCUGAAGUUCGUCACUUCAUUAUAAAGCUGGUUUCACUGUCAUAGCAGAAAUGGCACCAACCUUUCUCGUGAUGAUCACUUUGGGUGCAAUUGUUUACAUCUUGAACACUCAAGUGUGUACUGCGGAUGACGACGAAAACGCAUGCUUCGACAUUGACUUGAACUGCAAACGCAAGGCAAAGAAAGGCGAUUGCAGCUCUGACUGGAUGAACUCACGCUGCAGGAGGAGCUGCAAAAUAUGCCGUCAUAAUGAUGACGGUGACGAUGAUGAUGGUGGUUAUGGUGAUGAUGAUGGUGGUUAUGGUGGUUAUGGUGGUGAUGAUGAUGAUGAUGAUUAUUAUCAUCGUAAUCGUCAUCAACGCAAUCGUCAUCAUGACAGAGAUGACUAAACCAAGCAUCUCUACAAUGUCAGUCAGCGGACUGCCCGACGAUCAUAAAGGGAAAGAGGACUGUAUGGAACCUUCAACAGUUAUGGCAUCGUGAUAAACGACUGUAGCUGCGUGGACAGAAUGCGGUUAAUUUAGGGCUCAGUCAGGGAGGCAUGUAUUUUGUUCCAGCAUGUACUACCACAGGAAAAAACCAUAAGAUUACUCACAAUCGGAAUUAAUGUCCCGCCUCUACGUUCAAAAGAUUAAUAAAGUGUGUAAAUCAA